Pyricularia grisea is the source of this 1745-nucleotide messenger RNA. RefSeq lists its product as uncharacterized. The coding region runs from base 1 to 1680 and encodes 559 amino acids. Lineage: Eukaryota; Fungi; Ascomycota; Sordariomycetes; Magnaporthales; Pyriculariaceae. The transcript has 5 exons. The record is from RefSeq and is a predicted model, not a curated record. Gene Ontology annotation, cellular component: centrosome; nucleoplasm; cytosol.
AUGACGACCAACGUCAGGAUCUUGCUUGAGGCAGCCGCAUCCAUCCAAGACUCGGAAAACCUAUCGGUGGCCGUUGAACGCCUACGGCCAAGAAUUCAAGAAUCCGGUCUGGGAAGCUCGACGCUGCUGGAAAUUGAACAACAAAUUGCCACAGCCAGCGGUCUGGGUAGGCGAGAUCAUUUACUGGCUCUCUUGACCAGUCUGGAACAUCUGCACCCAACCAAAGAGGGCGAGUCGACAGUAGAUCAAGGAGAUCCAGAGCAGUUCGCGGCGGCUCGCCGGAUCUGUGAUUUUGCCGCAAAGUCAAUCGCGCCCAUCGUAGUGCCUCCGAAGGAGGAGGACGACGUCGAGGGCUACCACCCAACAGCUGCCGAUGUACAGCGUGACACUGCCGCAGUCGUCUCGAGAUGCCAACCACUCGCGGAGCCCGGCCUGGCCGUGAUCAAAUGCAUUCUACAGAAUCAUCGACGCGGCAUCCGGGACGCUACCGACCUGGUCGGGCCGCAAGUGCUAGUGACGGCGGUCGCGUACGCGGACCCAGACCUCCCGUGGACGACGCCUGCCGCGUCCCAGUUGGCUCGGGAGGUGAUAGAGGCCAUCGUCUUGGCGGCCGACGUCAGCAAGGAUGCCAUCGUCGUCGACUGGUUGCUAAAGGACUACCUACGACCGCUGUUCACCAGGUCCAAGCCCGACACGGUCACCGACUCGGGCCGCAAGGCUCACUUUGCCCCGGAGCCCGACUCGACCGACGGCGUCUUGAACAGGGAGACGAGGGCGGCCAAGCCCUGGAAGCACGUGGACCUGCGCGCCGUGCCGGCUUUUGCCUGGGCUCUCAAGGAAGCUGAUAAAGACCUUAUGAGUCGCCACUGGCCGCUCUACACCCCGGUGUUGCUUGCAUUGCUUGAUGAUGGUGACACCAGCGUCAAAUGUCAAGCUCUGAGACUCUUGGACGUGUUUCUCGGCAAAGUCGAGGCCAAAACGCUCAUCGAUACCGGCCUUGACAGCGUCUUCCAAGAUGCCGUGUUCCCUGCCUUGAUGCUGCUGCCGAGCGUGACCCCGGAAGUCGACUGCCUACGGAUUCUGGGACCAGCCUACGACGCCCUCCUUAAACUGUCGAGAGUAACAGCCGCUGGAAAGCAGCUCAACGCAAAAAGACCAAACACAAAGAUGCUCGACAAGAUUCUGCGCGAGGGUGUCUUCUCUGGCUUCUUCUACGCCAGGGAACACAUCCGCAUCGUGGAGAUUCUGUUGAUCAAGACUGGACAGGUUGUGCAAGAAAUGGGCAUAUACUCUGUUAAGCAUCUAAAGGACCUAAUCCCAAUGCUCACAUCAGUCAUGGAAGAACCGUUUGCCAUGGCCCACUUGCCGUCAUUGUUAGCUGCCAUCGAGGCCCUGCAGGCCGUUAUUGCGAACUGCUGGCCGAGACUUGGUCAACCACCUUGGCGCGACGCCAUAAUCAAGGCGCUUGUCGUAUGUUGGAUGCGUGCAGAUGAUGAUGAUGAUGAUGAUGGGAGCGAGCAGGACGCAUCUGCCAAAGUGCACGACAACCUCGCAAAAGCCGCCAAAAUGCUGGCAGUGGUGACGCGUUCCGAAGGCAUCGAUCUUGCCGAGGUCGUGGCUCCACUGACGGCGCAAGAUGCGUCGCUGCACAAGCUCUUUAAUAUCUCCUCCAAGGGUUGAACGGAUAAUAGAUUCUGAAUCAUAAAAAAAAAGGAAACAAAAAAAAAAAAAAAAAAAAAAAAGAC